AUGUUUCAACCGUUCCCCAAGUUCUACAUCAUUCGCCCCGAUGGCUCUCUUACUCCUCUCAUACCUGUUGAUGAGCUCCCAAAAUGGGUUUCCUUUGCCAACUGGGAUCCGGAAGACAUCUCUAUGUAUUCGACUAUGUACGCAGCUAGUCUGAACAGCAUCCCUCGAGAAGGCGAGUACGACCUCGUCUGCCACCACUGUUUCGCGCAGGUCGACGGCCAUCAUCGUAGCGUUUCGGAACAGAGCGAAAUCAGCGCCCCAAUACCCAUCCCGACCCUCACUUAUGGCGAUACUGUCGGCAUGUCGGGCUCCUGUCCCAUGCAGGCUCCGGACCCAGCUCCUUCGCAGAUGACGGCAGUGCCUAUGUUGCCGGGGCUUUUGAAGCAGCCACCAUUUCAUGCGAAUCUUUAUAGCCCCUUCGUUGGCAUGUGCCUCGUCAACUUUCCACGUUUGCGAUGGCCGUUCAGGUUCGGGUCGACGACCCAGGAUCAGGACCAGGAUCGCGCCAACGAGGAGGAAGGGGAAGAAGAAGAAGAAGAAGAAGAAGAAGAAGAAGAAGAAGAAGAAGAGCACCACGAAGAACCACAAUGCAAUAACACAAAACAUCCUUCAGGCACCGACGAUGAAUCAGAUAGUAGUAGCGAGUAUCCAGCACAGACACCACUCUUAGAACGACUGAACAGACGGCUGGCUGAAAGCAACCGCAUUCCAGGUGGCUCCUCUGAGGCCGACCUUGAACUUGGGUAUGGAAUCUAUGGAACCUCAGUUCCCCCUGGAUUUGGAUACCUAGAUGGUGCGAGUGGACCACCCUCGAUCUCUUUGUCAGCUGAAGAACCGUCAUAUGUGAGUCCGUAUCGACACAAGACCACAGAUGAUGUGGCUCCCAAGAAGUCGGCGCUGGCUCGCAAAGCUUCCAGCUCCCAAAGAGAAAGAAAGAAAGUGCGAUUCGACUCAUUCAGGGCCGAAUUCACUCCAGCGAAAAGCCCUUGAUUUUCAAGGUUCUGUGAGAAAUCAUUGCGAU
Aspergillus steynii IBT 23096 is the source of this 1021-nucleotide messenger RNA. RefSeq lists its product as uncharacterized. The record is from RefSeq and is a predicted model, not a curated record. The transcript has a single exon. NCBI's taxonomy places the organism in Eukaryota, Fungi, Ascomycota, Eurotiomycetes, Eurotiales, Aspergillaceae. Bases 1 to 990 code for a protein of 329 amino acids.